CAUUCUGCUUCCCCGGAGCCGAAUGAAGCAGGGAGCGGGAUUAGAGUCUGCCACCGGCUAUCAGAGGAGCUUAGAUAAAAGGAACUGCUUCUUAAGCACCACUGCAGCAGCCCUUGUUAAUUUUUUUUUUUUUUUCUUUCCACACAACAGUUGUACCUCAUUAUCCGGUGCCUGGCUCGGAUUUUUUUUUUUUCUUUUUUGAGGGUUUGAAGUUUCUGUGCUUCAGUGACUGUUACAGAAGAAGAGGUGUUAGUGUUGCCAUGAGGUCUUGAUUGUCUGCAUUUAUGAAUGAAACUGACCUAAAUCACCUGUUACCUCCAGUUUCCAGAUUGUUUGAACUUCUCUGGCGGCACAAUACAGGAAGGAAGACUACAGCAGCAAAGGGACCCACGGCGUCUGCAGCAUGGGCUGGUUGACUAGGAUUGUCUGUCUUUUCUGGGGAGUAUUACUUACAGCAAGAGCAAACUAUCAAAAUGGAAAGAACAAUGUGCCAAGGCUGAAAUUAUCCUACAAAGAAAUGUUGGAAUCCAACAAUGUGAUCACUUUCAAUGGCUUGGCCAACAGCUCGAGUUAUCAUACCUUCCUUUUGGAUGAGGAACGAAGUAGGCUGUAUGUUGGAGCAAAGGAUCACAUAUUUUCAUUCAACCUGGUUAAUAUCAAGGAUUUUCAAAAGAUUGUGUGGCCAGUAUCCUACACCAGAAGAGAUGAAUGCAAGUGGGCUGGAAAAGAUAUCCUGAAAGAAUGUGCUAAUUUCAUCAAGGUACUUAAGGCAUAUAAUCAGACUCACUUGUAUGCCUGUGGAACUGGGGCUUUUCAUCCAAUUUGCACCUACAUUGAAAUUGGACAUCAUCCUGAGGACAACACUUUUAAACUGGAGGACUCGCAUUUUGAAAAUGGCCGUGGGAAAAGUCCAUAUGACCCUAAACUGCUGACAGCAUCUCUUUUAAUAGAUGGAGAAUUAUACUCUGGAACUGCAGCUGAUUUUAUGGGGCGAGACUUUGCCAUCUUCCGAACUCUUGGACACCACCACCCAAUCAGGACAGAACAGCAUGAUUCCAGGUGGCUCAAUGAUCCAAGGUUCAUUAGUGCCCACCUCAUUCCAGAGAGUGACAAUCCUGAAGAUGACAAAGUAUAUUUUUUCUUCCGUGAAAAUGCAAUAGAUGGAGAACACUCUGGAAAAGCUACUCACGCUAGAAUAGGUCAGAUAUGCAAGAAUGACUUCGGAGGGCACAGAAGUCUGGUGAAUAAAUGGACAACAUUCCUCAAGGCUCGUCUGAUUUGCUCAGUGCCAGGUCCAAAUGGCAUUGACACUCACUUUGAUGAAUUACAGGAUGUAUUCCUAAUGAACUCUAAAGAUCCUAAAAAUCCAAUUGUAUAUGGAGUGUUUACAACUUCCAGUAACAUCUUCAAGGGAUCAGCCGUGUGUAUGUAUAGCAUGAGUGAUGUGAGAAGGGUGUUCCUUGGUCCAUAUGCUCACAGGGAUGGCCCCAACUAUCAGUGGGUGCCUUAUCAAGGAAGAGUGCCCUAUCCACGGCCAGGAACUUGUCCCAGUAAAACAUUUGGUGGGUUUGAUUCUACAAAGGACCUUCCUGAUGAUGUUAUAACCUUUGCAAGAAGCCAUCCAGCCAUGUACAACCCAGUGUUUCCUAUUAAUAACCGCCCGAUAAUGAUUAAAACAGAUGUAAACUAUCAAUUUACACAAAUUGUAGUGGAUCGAGUGGAUGCAGAAGAUGGCCAGUAUGAUGUCAUGUUUAUCGGAACAGAUGUUGGGACCGUUCUUAAAGUAGUUUCAAUUCCUAAGGAGACUUGGCAUGAUUUAGAAGAGGUUCUGCUGGAAGAAAUGACAGUUUUUCGGGAACCAACUACCAUUUCAGCAAUGGAGCUUUCCACCAAACAGCAACAACUCUACAUCGGAUCGGCUUCCGGGGUGGCGCAGCUGCCUUUGCAUCGCUGCGACGUCUACGGGAAAGCCUGUGCCGAGUGCUGCCUCGCCAGAGACCCCUACUGCGCCUGGGACGGCUCGGCCUGCUCUCGCUACUUUCCCACUGCAAAGAGACGCACAAGACGACAAGAUAUAAGAAAUGGAGACCCACUGACACACUGUUCAGACUUACAGCACCAUGAUAAUCACCAUGGCCACAGCCUUGAAGAGAGAAUCAUCUACGGAGUAGAAAAUAGUAGCACAUUCCUGGAAUGCAGUCCGAAGUCACAGCGAGCAUUGGUCUAUUGGCAAUUCCAGAGGCGAAAUGAAGAGCGAAAAGAAGAGAUCAGAGUGGAUGAUCAUAUCAUCAGGACAGAACAAGGACUUCUGCUGCGUAGCCUACAGCGGAAGGAUUCAGGCAAUUACCUCUGUCAUGCCGUGGAACACGGGUUCAUGCAGACUCUUCUUAAAGUGACCCUGGAAGUCAUAGACACAGAACAUUUGGAAGAACUUCUUCAUAAAGAUGAUGAUGGAGAUGGCUCUAAGACCAAAGAAAUAUCCAACAGUAUGACACCUAGCCAGAAGGUCUGGUACAGAGACUUCAUGCAGCUCAUCAACCACCCUAACCUGAACACGAUGGAUGAGUUCUGUGAACAAGUUUGGAAAAGGGACCGAAAACAACGUCGACAAAGGCCAGGGCAUACCCAAGGGAACAGUAACAAGUGGAAGCACUUACAAGAAAAUAAGAAAGGUAGAAACAGGAGGACCCACGAAUUUGAGAGGGCACCGAGGAGUGUCUGAGCUGCAUUACCUCUAGAAACCUCAAGCAAGUGGAAACUUGCCUAGACAAUAACUGGAAAAAAUGCAAUAUACAUGAACUUUUUUCAUGGCAUUAUGUGGAUGUUUACAAUGGUGGGAAAUUCAACUGAGUUCCACCAAUUAUAAAUUAAAUCCAUGAGUAACUUUCCUAACAGGCUUUCUUCCUAACACCACCACUUAACAGAGAUCACAGGUGAUGCAGAUGUUCACUUUAGCAGACUUAAUGUUUCCUAUGAGAUUUCAUUGUACAGGUUUCGCUUUGUUCUUUGCCUGAGAAAUAAAAAUGUCAUUUGCCAUACUGCCACCUAAAGGAGAAAAACUGCAUCAGCAAAGCCAUUUUAUUGAACUAAAAGUUUAAAAUAAACUGCAUGGAUUUACUAAGCUGAUGAAUAUUCCAAAACGUGGUUGGAUUCAAGGAUAUUUUUUGUCUACCAGCCCUUGUGUAUGUACUGGAGGAGUAAAACGAGUAAAAUGAUACUGAAUGAAAUGGUCUGUGGAAAUAUUAAAAACAUAAACCAUCCAUCAUCCAGAAGAAAAAUGGAAUACAUUGAUCUACUACUGAUGUCUUCUUUCAGCUUUGAUCUAAAGAUGUAUUUUAUUAAAACUAUAAUUUAAAUGUACCAUGACAAAUAUGCAGUAAAAAUUAAUUGUUUUCUAAGCUAGAGUAGGUUUUUGUCUUACAGUUAUUGUGCUAUAUAGUUUUUGCUUUAAAAAUUCCAAUUGUGUGCUGCUUUUUUUUUGACAUUUUAUUUUCAGUUCCAUAAGAGGGGUAGCUGAUAUUGUUCUAGAAACAUAUGUACAUCAUUAACAGUGAAUUUCUAAAACCAGAAUAUAAAGUAUGCUCUAUUUCUUUGAGUAAAUCAAACAAAUGGAAGCUGUUCACACCUCCCAUUCUUUAAGUAUUAUCUAAAUUAAUUUUAACCUGCAUAAUGUUCUUAGAAAAAUAGAGCAUUUAACCAGCAAAAAAGGGAGAAACAAAUUGAUUUUUAUUAUAUCUAAAGUAUCAAUGAAAAGGAACUGUGUUUCUCAUGAAAAUAAGAAGCAUUGUCUUAAUAUAGUGUUAAUAGAAAUAUCUAAUUCUGCACUUGAUAUUUAAGACAUAAAAUCUUUCUCAUGAUUCCGCUAGGAAUUAUAUCUCUGUCAUUUAAUAUUUUUUGAAAAGAGAGGGAUCAGUAAUAUUCAGAACAACACCUUAAAGGCAAAUUUCUCAACCAUUUACAUCUGUAUCAGCUGCCUCUUGUUUAAGACAAUUAUCUGUACAAGGUACACAUGACUGUUUUUAUGUCGCUGGGAGUGACUUUUAUACAAACUAUUUUCCAGGAUGCAACCCACCUUUGAAAGAUGUUAAAACUUUUGUUUCCUGCACCAACUUACAAAAUAAGGUAAAUGAUUUAUAAUUAAGGAUUUGACUCCUUCAUUGUCUUAAAAUGAUUUGUUGAGAAUCAUUGACUUCAAGAUAGGUAAGACUUUCAACAUUAUAAUACGGUUUCUUUUGCACUGCACUCACCUUUCAGGAAUCCUUUCCUAGGUCCUUCAUCAUGCACAAAAAUGCAAAAACAAAAUCUUAUAACUAAUUAAUGAAGCAACAUUGAAAUUCUAACUCUAGCUGUCUUGGGAUUCUAAUUAACUCAGCAUUAAUUUCUCACUUCAGACUACAGUGAAUUUUUAUUCCCUAUCAGCUAAAAUAUUUCACAGAUGGAAGCUCAUGUUUCAAUUUUAAUGAUUACUUUGAAUAAACAAUUUGUUGCCACUUGUUUCAAAUAAAAGCCUAUAAAUAAUCUACAUUCAAUUUUAAGCUUCAUUGACUAAUACGGUGUUGCUUUUGGAAGUGCUAUACAACUCAUAUAAGCUGCGUUGUUAAAUUAUUUGAAGGAUACACGCCUGUACAGAAGAUAGUGUUUGAAAUGCAAAUCAAAGAACAAAGAGUGCUUCAGAAAUAGGCCAUACUUUUAUUUUCAUAGAGUAUCUUAACUGUACUAAAAUUCAGUGUUGCAUUUCAUUCUAAAUUUGCAGCUGAAAGAAAUUUAUUUGCAAUAGCAGAAGUAUCUUAUUUCUUACUAGCACUCAAAAUAAAGGAUUUGAAAGGAUAGAGAUUGUAUGAUAACUUCAUGAAUGCCUUCCAAAAUCUGAAUGCAUUUUAUUUAGCAUUAUGAAAUGCCAAUAGAAAAAAAAGUCUAGACUUUAAUUAAAAGUUGCAAAAAAGGACAAAUCUACCGGCAUGUCUUUAUAUACCAUCAGGUCUAAGUUUUUGAAGAAAAUUAUAGAUACAACUUACAGAUAAAUAACUCUUAUGCAGUCAUAAUCUUCUGCCAAUGUGUAUUGAGAGGGGGCAAUUUGCACGAAAAAGAAUAUCCCAUUUAAUAAUUCAGUUUUAAUAGACUUUGGCAUAUGCAUGUGUCAUCAGAGAUGAAACUUUGUUUAAGAGACUUGUGACCUUAAGUAAAUUAUAACAGCAGUCUUAAGGUAUGAAAAAGAUGCAUCACAGCAGAGAAAUUAUAGCCCAGUUGAAAUCAAAUGUAAAAUGUAAACGCAUGUAAAUGCACAUUUAAUGCUUUUUUAAUGUAUUAUUUAGUGAUUUUCAAUGGUAUGUGUUUAAUAUUUUUGCUACCUACACAUUAGGCAAAAGAGAUGUAAAUACUUUGAGAAAAGAAGAACAGUGUAAAAUAAAACUUUCUGCAGGUACUCCAUUUCAAUGUGUUCAACAUCAUCCUAAAAUGCAAGAUUUUCCCGCACAGGUGACAAGGUGGUUUAUGUACUACUUAAGGGCAGAAGGUAUGUGCCCGAUAACUAAGCAUGUUUUUGCCAGGUAGGAAAUAUGUUCCAUAUCUGUAUUUAUCAUUGCAUUUCAGAUGGGAACUAGAAAAUUGGAGAGAAAAAUGUAAUGAAACUGCUGCUGUAAAUUAUUUCUUUUAGCAUGUAUUCAGUUGCUAAAUACACAUUUCUUCAAAAUA
Lemur catta (Ring-tailed lemur) is the source of this 5691-nucleotide messenger RNA. RefSeq names its product semaphorin 3A (gene SEMA3A). Bases 404 to 2722 code for a protein of 772 amino acids. Lineage: Eukaryota; Metazoa; Chordata; Mammalia; Primates; Lemuridae. The record is from RefSeq and is a predicted model, not a curated record. The transcript has 17 exons. Gene Ontology annotation, biological process: motor neuron axon guidance; positive regulation of neuron migration; negative regulation of axon extension involved in axon guidance. Gene Ontology annotation, molecular function: chemorepellent activity; neuropilin binding; semaphorin receptor binding.